ACAUAGGAGCAUCUUUGGCACCUUUAUCAUACUUGAACUCCAUUGGCCUAAGUGACUUGGAUUUGUUUUGGCAUGCCCAUAGGGUUUCACCCCAUGACAGUAAAACUAAUGACAGGGGAGAAUCUUAAAAUCCCCCCCUCCUGCCUCACCAGAUUUGAUACAUGCCAACCUGUUGCCUCUUUGCAGAACCAGAAGUUCCUUCCUUUGGUCUAGCUAGCAAGAGAUCUUACUUGUGAGAGGAAGAACAAGAGGAGGAGAGGUAGUAUAGCCUUGGCCUUCUUUCUUCAGAUGAAUUCAGAAGUAGGAAUUCUUGGUUGAGAUUAUACUGCCCAUGCCAGUGAGCUGACAAGAGAGAACAAAAAUGGAGAAAGAACACAUCAAGAUGGCCAUCCUGAAGCAGGAACAGACAUUCAGACAACAGGUCAAUGAGCUGCAUCGUGUGUACCGGGUUCAGAAGCAACUGAUGAUAGAGAUGCAGAGCAUCUCAACCCAGGCUCAAGCAAAAGCAGACAACCGAACCAUACCAAGAUUGGAGAUGGACCAUCAACAAUGGUACAGAAACUCGGGGGAGAAGAAGGCCCCCGAAUUCGUUGAAGAUUUCGACCUUGAACUCACACUGGCAACUGGGGCUGGUAGGAAGCAGGAGAAGCCAUCCAACUCGGACUCCGGAGCAACAGUGUCAUCGUCGACUUCUGCUGAAUCAGAGUCGGAGCAGCGGUUCCCUGAGUCCAAUGUAGCCCUAAGGUUUCAGAAUGAGAGCAAGAGGCAUGAUGAUCAGCUCAUGCAAUCUCCUUGGCUCUAUCAAUGUUUAAGUCUGAAGAUGGCAUGAUGACUUAGCUAUGAUGGGUGGCUUUAUGAGUGUUCAAAAACUCAAAAAUCUCAGAUAAAAAAAAAAGGCUUCUUUUAUGUAUAUGUAUAUGACACUAAUUCAGAGUAACUGGAAGGCUCAAAAGAGUGAGAAAAUGCACACAAAAGAAAACAUGCAACAUGAA
Messenger RNA from Oryza sativa Japonica Group (Japanese rice), 992 nucleotides. RefSeq lists its product as uncharacterized. The record is from RefSeq and is a predicted model, not a curated record. Lineage: Eukaryota; Viridiplantae; Streptophyta; Magnoliopsida; Poales; Poaceae.